This is a messenger RNA of Equus caballus (horse), 1091 nucleotides long. NCBI's taxonomy places the organism in Eukaryota, Metazoa, Chordata, Mammalia, Perissodactyla, Equidae. The record is from RefSeq and is a predicted model, not a curated record.
GGCACGUAAGGUUUUUCCCUUUUCAGCUCUGUCCUGCCAGUUGAUGAGGGGAAGAAAAGGGGAUUACCCUGGGGCGUGGGCAUGCCAAACUGUGAGUCCAUGCACUGGCCGCACCCCCAUGCCAUGCCCCUGCCCUGCCAACCCCCCAGCUCCCAGAGGGAGUGGCUAUUUAAGGGGAACUGGAGUUCAGAAUACACAAGGCAGUCGCUUGGAAGUAUCAACUCUCACGUCCUCUGAGAGGGUGAGCAGGAGAGCAAGGGACCAGGGCAGAAGCUGGCACCACCUGGGAGAAGAGUCUAGGCAAUCCAUCUGCCUUUCUCCCACACAGAGCUGUCGACAUGAAGACCCUCCUGCUGUUGGCGGUGAUCAUGGCCUUUGGCCUGCUGCAGGUCCAGGGGCAUUUGCUGGAUUUCCGGAAAAUGAUCCGGUUGAUGACAGGAAAGGAAGCUACAUCCAGUUAUGGCUUCUACGGUUGCCACUGUGGUGUGGGCGGCAAAGGAUCCCCCAAGGAUGCAACAGAUUGGUGCUGCGUUGCCCAUGACUGUUGCUACUAUCGUCUGCAGAAACGUGGGUGUGGCACCAAACUUCUGAACUACAAAUUUUCUUACCGCGGGGGCAAGAUCAUCUGCGCAAAACAGGACUCCUGUAGGAGUGAAUUGUGUCAAUGUGACAAAACAGCCGCCUCGUGUUUUGCAAGAAACCGGAAGACCUACAGUAAAAAGUAUCAAUACUACAACAACAAGUCAUGCAGAGGGAAGACCCCCCGGUGCUGACAGCCCCCGACCCUGGGAGCCUCACCGCCCAAUGCUGUGUCCUUCUCCAGCACCCCGCUCCCUGCCCGAUCCAAGUCCCCUGGCCAUGAAGGAACCACCAUCUCCCAUCCUAGAGACAAGCCAGAAGCCCUCCCAUCCCCAGACAGAAGCCUUCUAUCCAGAACAAGGAGCCUAAAGCCUGGCCCUUCUCCCAUCCGUGCCUGGCCCUUUCCCUCUGCUCCCUCAGCAUUUCCGCUCUCCUCCAAGUCCAGCUUCCUGCUCCGUAGUAGUAGCUACACUCCCAGGAGGCUCUUCUGAAUAAAGCAGUUCAUUGGCUAA